AUGUUGGUCGUAAUCCUGUUUUGGACAAUUUUUAGCUUUAACCUAGCCGUUGAUGACGUCACGAUCUCGCUCAAGGAAAUUAGCUACAGUGGCGAGUUCGCCGGAGACGCGGUGAAAGAGAACAUGUCGAAGACGAUCGGACUCGUGAUUCACGAUGGAGGCUAUUUGGAUCGUUGCGUGGUCAAGAACGUAUUUGAGCCAGGAGCGGAGCCAUGCCACCUCCAUGGCGUCGGAAGCGAUCCGGAAGCGAUUCUGCGCGCGAUUGUCUUCAUGCACGCUUAUUUGCUCUACGGUCGCCACGGGACCGAGGGUCGAACGCAAUACUGCGUCGAUUUUAAGCGGAGUGGCGCUGGAAUUUACAUGCCCGACCUCCGCCUUGAGAUCAUGAGCACGUCACCAUAUUGCAAACUCGGUGAACACCAAUGCACGCCGUGCGAUGCCGGAAGUGAGCUGCAAGCCAACGGGGAAACCAGCUACCCACGUGGAUUUCCUUGGGUUGCGGAAUCU
Molecule: messenger RNA, 507 nt
Organism: Mesorhabditis spiculigera
Lineage: Eukaryota; Metazoa; Nematoda; Chromadorea; Rhabditida; Rhabditidae
Source: the annotation of a GenBank genome assembly